AUGGCACCAGCUAUGGCCUGGCUCCUGUUCCUCCAACUUGUUCUAGAGCCAACUCUGGUCGUGAACAUCAACCUGCAGCUUGCCAUCAAGAACUUCAAAGACUUACACGUUGACUAUCCCAGGGUUAACUACCCAGCAGGUUUCCAGGGCUACUGUAAUGGUCUGAUGGCCUAUGUGCGGGGCAGAGAGCAAAGCUCAUAUUGCCCGAAGAGCCAUUAUGUGAUACAUGUCCCCUGGACAGAAGUUCAGAAAUUCUGCAAGCACUGUGAGAACUUCUGUGAGAAUUACAAUGAAUAUUGUACACUCACCCAGGACUCCUUCCCCAUUACAAUCUGCUCUCUGGUCACCAAACAGCCACCCACCAGCUGCCGCUACAAUGGUACCCUGACCAACCAAAGGCUCUAUCUGCUCUGUUCCCAGAAGUAUGAUGCUGAACCAAUAGGUAUCAUUGGCCUCUACUAG
Pteronotus mesoamericanus is the source of this 462-nucleotide messenger RNA. RefSeq names its product ribonuclease A family member 13 (inactive) (gene RNASE13). Gene Ontology annotation, molecular function: nucleic acid binding. The record is from RefSeq and is a predicted model, not a curated record. The transcript has a single exon. NCBI's taxonomy places the organism in Eukaryota, Metazoa, Chordata, Mammalia, Chiroptera, Mormoopidae. Gene Ontology annotation, biological process: defense response to Gram-positive bacterium. The coding region runs from base 1 to 462 and encodes 153 amino acids.